Styela clava is the source of this 3537-nucleotide messenger RNA. The record is from RefSeq and is a predicted model, not a curated record. Lineage: Eukaryota; Metazoa; Chordata; Ascidiacea; Stolidobranchia; Styelidae.
GAGUCCAGCUGCACACUAACACAAAUGUAUUUCUGUAACGUUUUGUUUGACCAAAGUCGGAUUUCCUCAGACAAGCAGUUUACAACAACGCCACUUGAAUAAAAUCUCUUCAUUUUCGUAGAAGUAAUAUUAAGAAACUUAUGGAUUCUGUUUUUGAGCCGCCCUGUACGUGUACUCGAAGCAAUGUUUUGCUUAUAUUUCGGUUUAUUUAUUUUAGUCAAAUAAGUGAAUAAAUCUGACAAUCUUUCAAUGCUUUUUCUUUCAGAGUUUAAUUGUUUAUUUAAAUUUUAAGUGUAUUAUUUGAACUACUAAAAAUCUGGCAUCUGCCUAACAAAUUUGAAUUCUUGAAAAUUGAAUUAGACUUACCGUAAUAAUAUCUUGAUUAUAUUUUUGAAAACUGGGUCAUUUCCAGCAUUUAAUUUGUGAGCAUUUUGUCUCGGUGGGUAAUUACUCCAAACUAAUUCCUUCAGCGACAAAUCCAGCAAUCUUUUCUCACAUAAUAAUGGGAUUCAAACCUGUGAACACACAGGGUAAUCAGGUUUGCGAUGUCAAGUGUUUCUUCUUACGCUUAGCAGAAUGCGAUCUCGUGAAAAAUUCAUAUUUAUUUCUAUUUAUUAUAAUUAGUGUUUUGUUAGCUCUGUGUGUCUCAAAUAAUAUAUAACUUUAACUAUUACGUCUAUGUUUUUGCGUUUAGAUAAAUGUAAAUAAAAAUGUUAGUAUAAACAAUAAUUUGUGGAUUUUUAUAUGGAAAUGAAGUAAGCUAUGGGGACACUUUAGGGAGAUUCUACUGAGUUUCAACAUCGAAAGUUUCCAAAAAGUUUGCUUUCGAUGAAUGAGAAUACCUUAGGAUGGGAGUUCGAGGUUUGAUGACCUUCGUUGAGAACAAUCAGGGAAGACUAUAUGAUAAAGAAAAAUUGCAUGACUGCCCUCUAGUGAUUGAUGGUUUCGGACUCGCGUAUCAUCUAUAUUUUGAGAGUAAUUUAGAUUCAAGACACGGAGGGGAGUUUGCUGCAUUUUCAGAAGUUAUUUCAAGGUUUUUCAAACAAUUGAAGAUCUGUAAAAUUGAGCCUUAUGUUAUCUUUGACGGACCUAUCGAGCCAGAUAAGCUACCCUGUGUCUUGACCAGACUAAAUGACAGAGUUAAUGAUGUCAAUAACAUAUUGAAGAAUGAAGAACGCACAAGAGCGAGAGUGCUCCCCAUAUUUGCAGUUGACGUCCUUUUCCACCACUUGAUGUCACACCAGAUCAAGUAUGCAGUGUCGCUGACAGACGCAGAUUGUGAGAUAGUGGCCGCAGCAAAUGCACUUCACUGCCCUGUGCUAUCAUUAGAUAGUGAUUAUUAUAUCUUCAACAUCGAAAAUGGUUAUGUACCAUUCACCCACUUCUACUGGGAUAAGAUUUGGACGGAUAAAGGCAGCAACAGAAAGUCAAUAAUCAGCCAUAAAUAUAAAAUUGGGAAUAUAGUGAAUGAGUAUGGGGUACCAGAACCACUGUUGCCAUAUUUAUCAAUACUUCUUGGCAAUGAUUGGCUUCCUAAAGACACAUUUCAGGAAUUAUUGGCAAAGCUAGCUCAGCCGAAAUCUUCCCAGAGACAAAAAUCGAGCAAACGCAGGAAACACGACCAAAAAAUUGAUUCUCUAUUAUGGUGGUUGUCUACAAAAUCAAACGAGAAAUCGGUUCUUGACAAGAUUCGUUUUUCUUUGCCGAAUAAAAAGCGAGAAGAAAUAAUGAGCAAAGUUGAUGUCUGUCUCUCACUGUAUCGAACUGAACUUGACGUUUCUGAGACAAUGAAUAUCCUGAAAAAAAAUGAGCCACAGAAGAAUCCUGACCAGGAUGAGAUUCGUUAUCUAGUCAGAACAAGCAACGUUCAUCCAACAGCGAUCAACAUUUUGGAUUCAAAGUACAUCUGCCUUCCUGUUCCUAUGCAUGACUCUAGGAAGGCUUCCCCUCACGCUUGUGCAGCUGCGAUACGAACUCUAUAUUACCGGCUUUUAUUGCGGAAAUUCCGUUUUAAAACCUUUGGGCCUGAGUUUUUAUUCAUUCAAGAGUAUGAUAAAGUUGAUUUGUGUUACAAAAAAUCCCGCACUGUCAGCGUUUUCACUUCUCUUUGUCCGUUAUGUGAUCAGCACCACUCUUUGGAUGAAGUUUGUGUGGCGAUAUCUAGUGAUGGGAUUGAAAAAAGCGCUCCUUGCGUUAAAAUGAUUUUAAAACUUUUACAAUUUGAAUCGACAAAUUCGUUUUUAAUUUUUAUGGAAAAAAGAAACAAUUUUGAACUUUUUAAUGAAGAUUUUAUGAAAGUUUUUGAUAUUGUCAUGACGAUGACUCUUUUUUGGUUUAAAAAGACGACCCCGAACACAACUUUUAUAUGUUCGUUACUGUUGACCGUGGUGUGGUCCGUUUCUAAAUGUUUGAACAAGAAAGCCAACUAUCGCAGUCGUAAAGAGAUGACGAAAACUACACAAGCGAGCAAAAUGAACAAUGCAAUGCAAGUGACUGGUGUCAACACUAUUGGCCCAAAGUUAAAUGAAGUCGCGCAACCUGAGGUUACCAGCACAAAUCAAAAAAGCGGUGAUACACGGGAUUCUUACAAACUUAAAAGCCAACCAAUCACAGUUCAAGAACAAAUUACAUCUUGUGAAACGAAUCCAACUGAGACCGAAAAUCAAGCAUUGGGUCCACCCAUGAGAAACUCUCCAAUAAGGCCUAAAGAGAAAACAGUCCCACCAUUCACUACCAUAUCGGUAUAUAAAUUUCUUGAUCUUAUCGGUUCAUGUGUAUUGCAAACAGCAUCCGGUUCUAGGGAAACUUUACACUCUGAAAUGGACAUUGAUUUACUCCACAGCGCCUCUGAGUGGUUGUGUACUUUAAAUGCAGCUAUUUUGCUUCACCAAGUGGCAGAGAGUCAAAGGUCAAAUUUUGCUAUGCAGGAUUUUUUUAUCAGUAAUAUGUUUCUUCAUGACAUCCAUACAAGGCUAAAGAGAUUAACUUCAGCUGAAGAUAUGCAAGGAAAUUUAAGGAAGAUGAGCAAUGCCGUAGCAGAUUGUCUGGCGACUGUUCCAAGGAUGAAAAGUCUAUUCAUUGACUUGGCUGACUACUUAUUGCUCAUUGAUGGAUGAACCCAAUGCAGUUUGGAAAAUAUGCUGAGCAUUCGGAUCAUAUCGAAGGAUCUACCUUCUACUUAAAAGUAUUAUGGCGUCAUAUUUUCAACGAGAUUCCACACACCAUCGAUGUUCCGUCCUAAUCACUUUAUUUUUUAGAAACACCGCAUAAUUUAGAUUUUUUUACCCCAUAAAUAUAAGAUUUACAUAUUCAUCCCAGGGGAGACGAGAGCCGACGGCACGGAUAAAAAUACAUCUUGCUCUUGUUGCGUUAAAUCUAUUGGAGUUUGCCCAGUGCUUUUCUUGCUGUGGAACUAGGCCAGGGUGGUCCAAACCCAGGCCCGCGGGCCACAUGUGGCCCGCCGCUUUAUUAUCUGUGGCCCGCGUCACAUUCGGAGAGUAAUCAAAAAAUCGCAUUUCGUGUUGUUUCAUAAUAAAA